GCGGCAGUAGUAGCAGCAGCAGCGGCGGCGGCAGCGGCAGAAGCAGCACCCAGUCUCCCUGGGGAGCAGCUGCCGAACCCCAAGUCCCUUGGCACUACCCCCCGAGCCCUCCGGGAGGGACGCGAGGGGUGCCUGGCCAGCUGACGCCUGCCUCCGGAGCUGGUGGCCGCGUGGGGGGGCGGGGAGGGUGCCCACGGUGGAGGCAGGAGCCCCGACUGGUAGGGGAGAGCUGCAGUGCCAGGGGAGAGCGCUCCCAGCCCGGCCGCCCGGGCACCCGGGGCUGGGGAGCCGCCGGACUUGGGCGAUGGGCGGCGCUCAGUGACGCCGCCGUUGCCCGCUUGGCAUCAAGGACAUCGAGCCCUCCGGGGGGGUGGGGUGGGGGUGCAGGGGGCAGCCCCCAAUCGUCAUUGCAGUCUCGGAGAGCCUCCACUGUUGGCCGGCUUUGGGGGGUAACCGGACGACAGAGGGGUGCUUGGAACCGCUUAUCAAUUUUUUGGACAUCUCUCCUCCUCGGACGUUGGAAGAGGAUCUAUUCAGAGCCAAAGGCUUGACAUUAUUCUUGGGUUUUUUUUUUCCUUUUUAAACCUCUUUCCUUUUCAUCUGUGGAGUAUUUUUGUUUGGGAUUUGGGAUUGAAGAGGCAUACAGAGAAUCAUACACACACGCACAUACAGAGGGAGAGACAGAGGGAGAGAGAGAGAGAAAGAGAGAGAGAGAGGCAGAGAGACACCAUCUGCAGUGUCAAUGCGGCGCUCCCGCUGAAGGAGGGAAAAGCGGCAAUCCCAGGGGAAGACUCAUCCUGGGUCCCGCUCCUUUGAAGUGCCUCUUGGUGCGUGACUAUUCCGGUGGCCAAGAGGACCUGUUUCUGAGAUGAAGGCCAUGCCUUGGAAGUGGACUUGUCUGCUCUCCCACCUCCUGCUGCUGGGGAUGGGGUCUGCAGCCCUUCUUUCCCGACAGCCCCCAUCCUCAGCCCAGAAGCGAUCUUUUCUCACUUUUACUGCAGAGCCCACUGAGGGCUUCAACCACCUCGUGGUGGAUGAGAGAACAGGGCACAUCUACCUAGGGGCUGUCAAUCGUAUCUAUAAGUUGUCCAGUGACUUGAAGGUCCUGGUGACCCAUCAGACCGGGCCCGAUGAGGAUAACCCCAAGUGUUACCCGCCCCGAAUUGUCCAGACCUGCAACGAACCCCUCACCACCACCAAUAAUGUCAAUAAGAUGCUGCUCAUCGACUACAAGGAGAACCGGCUGAUUGCUUGUGGGAGUCUCUACCAGGGUAUCUGUAAGCUUCUCAGGCUGGAGGACCUCUUCAAGCUGGGAGAGCCCUUUCACAAGAAGGAACACUACCUGUCCGGGGUAAACGAGAGCGGCUCCGUCUUUGGGGUCAUUGUCUCUUACAACAACCUGGACGACAAGCUGUUCAUCGCCACCGCCGUGGAUGGGAAGCCAGAGUACUUCCCUACCAUCUCCAGCCGUAAAUUGACCAAGAAUUCUGAAGCCGACGGGAUGUUCGCUUACGUCUUCCACGAUGAAUUUGUGGCCUCCAUGAUUAAGAUACCUUCCGACACCUUCACUAUCAUCCCUGACUUUGACAUCUAUUAUGUCUAUGGAUUCAGCAGCGGCAACUUUGUUUAUUUUCUGACCCUCCAGCCAGAAAUGAUGUCUCCUCCAGGUUCCACCACCAAGGAACAAGUUUAUACCUCCAAGCUGGUGAGGCUGUGUAAGGAGGACACGGCCUUCAACUCCUACGUGGAGGUGCCUAUCGGCUGCGAGCGAAACGGGGUGGAGUAUCGCCUGCUGCAGGCUGCCUACCUGUCCAAGGCCGGAGCCUUCCUGGCCCGGACCCUGGGGGUUCGCUCUGAUGACGACAUCCUUUUUACUGUGUUCUCCAAGGGUCAGAAGCGGAAAAUGAAGUCCCUGGAUGAAUCGGCCCUGUGCAUCUUUGUCCUGAAGCAGAUCAAUGAUCGCAUCAAGGAGAGGCUGCAAUCCUGUUACAGGGGGGAGGGCACUCUGGACCUCGCCUGGCUCAAAGUGAAGGAUAUCCCCUGUAGCAGUGCGCUCCUAACCAUUGAUGACAACUUCUGUGGCCUGGAUAUGAAUGCUCCCCUUGGUGUUUCAGAGAUGGUCCGUGGUAUGCCCAUUUUCACAGAGGACAGGGACCGAAUGACCUCAGUCAUUGCCUAUGUUUACAAGGAGCACUCAUUGGCUUUCGUGGGCACCAAGAGUGGCAAGCUGAAAAAGAUCCGUGUGGAUGGGCCCCGAGGAAAUGCCCUGCAGUAUGAGACCGUGCAGGUGGUGGAUCCUGGCCCGGUGCUCAGGGAUAUGGCUUUCUCCAUGGACCAUGAACAUCUUUACAUCAUGUCAGAGAGACAGCUCACCAGAGUUCCUGUUGAGUCGUGUAGUCAGUAUCGAAGCUGCAGUGAGUGUCUUGGCUCAGGAGACCCCCAUUGUGGCUGGUGUGUGCUUCAUAACACGUGUACCAGGAAGGAGCGAUGCGAGAGAUCCAGGGAGCCUCGCAGAUUUGCCUCAGAGAUGAAACAGUGUGUCCGUCUGACAGUGCAUCCCAAUAACAUCUCUGUUUCACAGUAUAAUGUCCUGCUGGUCUUGGAGACCUAUAAUGUCCCAGAACUGUCAGCUGGUGUCAAUUGUACCUUUGAAGACCUAUCUGAAAUGGAUGGCCUAGUGGUGGGCAACCAGAUUCAGUGCUACUCCCCUGCAGCUAAGGAAGUGCCUCAGAUCAUCACUGAGAAUGGGGAUCAUCAUAUUGUCCAGCUGCAGCUCAAGUCUAAGGAGACAGGCAUGACCUUUGCCAGCACCAGUUUUGUCUUCUACAACUGUAGUGUCCACAAUUCGUGCCUGUCCUGUGUGGAGAGUCCCUAUCGUUGUCACUGGUGCAAAUACCGCCAUGUCUGUACCCAUGACCCCCAGACCUGCUCCUUCCAGGAGGGUCGAGUGAAGCUUCCUGAGGAUUGCCCUCAGCUGCUGCAAGUGGACAAGAUCCUGGUGCCAGUGGAAGUGAUCAAACCGAUUACCCUGAAAGCCAAGAACCUGCCCCAACCACAGUCGGGUCAGCGGGGCUACGAGUGCAUCCUCAACAUCCAGGGCACCGAGCAGAGAGUCCCUGCCCUGCGCUUCAACAGCUCCAGCGUGCAGUGCCAGAACACCUCUUAUUCCUAUGAGGGAAUGGAGAUCAACAGCCUACCUGUGGAGCUGACUGUUGUGUGGAAUGGGGACUUCAACAUUGACAACCCAGCCCAGAACAAAGUCCAUCUCUACAAAUGCGGGGCCAUGCGGGAAAGCUGCGGCCUGUGCCUCAAGGCUGACCCAGACUUCGAGUGUGGCUGGUGCCAGGGGCUGGGGCAAUGCACUCUCCGCCAACACUGUCCCACCCAGGAGAACAAAUGGCUGGAGCUGUCGAGUACUAAUGGCAAGUGUACCAACCCCCGCAUCAAUGAGAUCAGCCCAUCCACAGGUCCCCGGGAAGGAGGCACCAAGGUGACUAUCCGAGGCGAGAACCUGGGUCUAGAAUUCCGAGAUAUUGCCUCCCAUGUCAAGGUGGCGGGGGUGGAAUGCAGCCCACUAGUGGACGGAUACAUCCCUGCGGAACAGAUUGUGUGUGAGAUGGGGGAAGCCAAGCCCAGCCAGCAUGCGGGUUUUGUGGAAAUCUGCGUGGCCGAGUGCAAGCCCGAGUUCAUGGCCCGCUCCUCCAAGCUCUACUAUUUCAUGACACUGACCCUGUCUGACCUGAAGCCCAUUCGAGGGCCCGUGUCUGGGGGCACUCAAGUGACCAUCACCGGCACCAACUUGAAUGCAGGCAGCAACGUGGCAGUGACAUUUGGAAGCCAGCCCUGCCUCUUCUACAGGCGAUCCACAUCCCACAUCAUCUGCAAUACCACUUCCUCAGAGGAGGUGGCUGAAAAGUCCAAGGUGCUAGUCCAGGUGGACAAGGCGAAGAUCCACGCAGAUCUCUACUUCCAGUACGUGGAAGACCCCACCAUCCUGAGGAUCGAGCCCGAGUGGAGCAUCAUCAGUGGAAACACCCCCAUUAUUGUCUGGGGGACACACCUGGACCUCAUCCAGAAUCCCCAAAUCCGAGCCAAGCACGGAGGGAAAGAACACAUCAAUGUCUGUGAAGUCCAGAAUUCUACUGAGAUGACCUGCCAGGCCCCGGCCCUGGCUGUGGAUCCUGACCACCAAUCCGACCUGACCGAGAGGCCUGAGGAGUUUGGUUUCAUUCUGGACAACGUCCAGUCCCUGCUGAUCCUUAACAAGACCAACUUCACCUACUACCCUAACCCCGUAUUUGAGGCCUUUAGCCCUUCAGGCAUCCUGGAGCUUAAGCCUGGCACCCCCAUCAUUCUGAAGGGCAAGAACUUGAUCCCACCGGUGGCCGGGGGAAACAUGAAACUGAACUACACCGUGUUGGUGGGAGAGAAGCCAUGUGCUGUGACAGUGUCGGAUGUCCAGCUGCUCUGUGAAUCUCCCAAUCUCAUUGGACGGCACAAAGUGAUGGCCCGCGUAGGGGGCAUGGAGUACUCCCCGGGCAUGGUGUACAUCUCCCCAGACAGCCCCCUCAGCCUGCCCGCCAUCGUCAGCAUCGCCGUGGCCGGCGGGCUCCUCAUCAUCUUCAUCGUGGCGGUGCUCAUCGCCUACAAGCGCAAGUCCCGUGAGAGCGACCUCACCCUGAAGAGGCUGCAGAUGCAGAUGGACAACCUGGAGUCCCGCGUAGCCCUGGAGUGCAAAGAAGCUUUUGCUGAGCUACAGACAGACAUCCAUGAACUGACAAGUGACCUGGAUGGAGCUGGAAUCCCCUUCUUGGACUAUCGAACAUAUACCAUGCGAGUGUUAUUUCCUGGUAUAGAAGAUCAUCCUGUACUCCGAGACCUGGAGGUGCCGGGCUACCGACAGGAGCGCGUGGAGAAGGGCCUGAAGCUCUUUGCUCAGCUCAUCAACAACAAAGUGUUUCUGCUGUCCUUCAUCCGCACGCUGGAGUCCCAGCGGAGCUUCUCCAUGCGGGACCGGGGCAACGUGGCUUCCCUCAUCAUGACGGUCCUGCAGAGCAAGCUGGAGUACGCGACGGACGUGCUCAAGCAGCUGCUGGCCGAUCUCAUCGACAAGAACCUGGAGAGCAAAAACCACCCCAAGCUGCUGCUCCGAAGGACGGAGUCAGUGGCUGAGAAGAUGUUAACCAACUGGUUCACUUUCCUCCUCUACAAGUUCCUGAAGGAAUGUGCAGGGGAGCCCCUCUUCUCCUUAUUCUGUGCCAUCAAGCAGCAGAUGGAGAAGGGUCCCAUCGAUGCCAUCACGGGGGAAGCCCGGUAUUCCUUGAGUGAAGACAAGCUCAUCAGACAGCAGAUUGACUACAAGACCCUGGUCUUGAGCUGUGUAAAUCCAGACAAUGUCAACAGCCCUGAAAUUCCAGUGAAGAUCCUCAACUGUGACACCAUUACCCAGGUCAAAGAGAAGAUCCUUGAUGCCAUCUUUAAGAAUGUACCCUGUUCCCACAGGCCUAAAGCUGCUGACAUGGAUCUGGAGUGGCGACAAGGGAGUGGGGCUCGGAUGAUCCUACAAGAUGAAGAUAUCACCACAAAGAUCGAGAAUGAUUGGAAGAGACUCAACACAUUGGCCCAUUACCAGGUACCAGAUGGCUCAGUAGUGGCUUUAGUCUCCAAGCAAGUUACAGCUUAUAAUGCAGUGAAUAACUCCACCGUCUCCAGGACGUCAGCAAGCAAAUACGAAAACAUGAUCCGGUACACGGGGAGCCCCGAUAGCCUCCGUUCCCGCACUCCCAUGAUCACACCUGACCUGGAAAGUGGGGUCAAGAUGUGGCAUCUCGUGAAGAAUCAUGAGCACGGGGAUCAGAAGGAGGGUGACCGGGGAAGCAAGAUGGUGUCUGAAAUCUACCUAACCCGGCUACUGGCCACCAAGGGCACUCUGCAGAAGUUUGUGGAUGACCUCUUUGAGACCAUCUUCAGCACUGCCCACAGGGGAUCCGCCCUGCCCCUUGCAAUCAAGUACAUGUUUGACUUCCUGGAUGAACAGGCAGACAAGCAUGGCAUUCAUGAUCCCCAUGUCCGGCACACCUGGAAGAGCAAUUGCUUACCUCUAAGGUUCUGGGUCAACAUGAUCAAGAACCCCCAGUUUGUGUUCGACAUCCACAAGAACAGCAUCACUGACGCCUGCCUGUCCGUGGUGGCUCAGACAUUCAUGGAUUCCUGUUCCACGUCGGAGCACCGCCUAGGCAAGGACUCCCCGUCCAACAAACUGCUCUACGCCAAGGACAUCCCCAGCUACAAGAACUGGGUAGAGAGAUAUUACUCAGACAUCGGGAAGAUGCCAGCCAUCAGUGACCAGGACAUGAACGCCUACUUAGCUGAGCAAUCCCGCAUGCACAUGAAUGAAUUCAACACAAUGAGUGCCCUCUCCGAGAUCUUCUCCUAUGUGGGCAAAUACAGUGAGGAGAUCCUCGGACCCCUGGACCACGACGACCAGUGUGGGAAGCAGAAACUAGCCUACAAACUAGAACAAGUCAUAACCCUCAUGAGCAUAGACAGCUGAGAACUGUCCUUCCGAGACUCCCUUGGAGGGGGGACAUACCAAGCCGUGCCUCAGACUAAAUCAUCAUCUUUACCAAGUGCAAGUUCCGACUGGCUACAAGCAUCACCUGAGCAGCGCUCUCCCUCUCUCUCGCUCUUGCUCUCGCUCUCACGCUCUCGCUCUCUCUCCUUUUCUUCUCUCUCUCUCUCUCUCUCUCUCUCUCUCUUUCCUUUUUUUUUUGCUCUGCCACAUUCUUGGUGGGACCAAGCCACCCAGUCCCCAGCCAUCCUGGCAAGACAGAAAAAACAUGGAGUAGGAGCAGACAGAAGGACACAAGAGCUGAGAUCUCUUUUCCAGCUGCAGCCCACCCUCAAUGAUGAAUGGAUGAUGAUAUCUCCAGAUGGACAGGGGUCAUCUCUGUGCUGCUUUUGUUUCCCCAUAGUUCCUUCUUUGGAUGGACCCAUGGCCUAGGGAAUGGACAGAGGAACUCAGUAUUAUGUUGGCUGGGAAGACAAGGACACAGUUUUCUCCUUUUGCCUGACAUCCAACUCGAGCUCUAGCCAAUGGUCCCUUCACUCAGCGGCCUUGAGAAGGAAAGCCUCGCCUUCCUGGGUAAAGUCAAGGUUUCAAGGAAGAGACGCCCAGAGAACUCACCCCUUCUUCUGCUUCUUUAUUGCUGGAAUUCCUCAGGCUGCCCUCCCUCUAAUCCCUAUAGAGACCAAGCCCCUCUCUUGGUUCUUUCUCUCUGGAGAAAGUCAUUCGGAAAGAAAAUGUUACAAUGGAAAGACACCUGGGUUCAAAUCCUUUCUUCACUAUUUACUACCUGUGGGACCUUCAGUUUCCUCAUCUGAAAAAUGAAGGAGAUGUACUAGAUGGUCUAUAAUAGUCCCUUAUAGGUUUAAGUCAAUGGUUCCAUGAAAAACUGUGAUCUGACUCCAAUAGCACAAAAAAUGCAGUGUAUUGGAGAAGAGAAGUGGUGGGAUGGGAUGGCAGGGGGAUUGUCCUGUCUUAGAACAAGAUUUCUUAUUUUUCAUCUACCUUCCCAUUUAAUUGAAUCGCAACCAUCUCCCCAGGUCUAAUCCAUUGAUUCAUCUCUUCCCAGGGCCUCACACUGAACGACAGAAAGCAAUUGCUGCUCCAGUAACUGUCUUUCUAUUCCCCAUCAUAAUCACUCAUCAGGGGUCCCUCUGAAACACAGAUUGUGUCUGGGAGAUGCUUUUCCCCAGUUCUAAGAAAGGAAGUCUCCACAGCCUUCUUUACUUUCUCAGCAGCUCCCCACUACUGGGGCUGAUACUCAGCUCACACACUUUCCCCUUCAUGGUUCCAUCAGCAUCCAAGCUGUCUCACCUGUAACUCUCUCCCUCAUUACCCUUCUGGACAUCACCUAUGAUUGGUGCUCCUGAGCAGCCUUAAAAUGGCCAAAGCAAAGUCCUGGCUGGCCUUAACAAGGAUGAAUAGUGGACCUUAGCCUAAGGACAAAACUGAAGGAAGAAUCACUCUAACUCUGUCAUCUGUCCAAAUCCUUGCUUGAUUAAAUCCAAAGUUUAAUCCUGAGCGGGCAACAAACACACAGAUAGACAGGCGGGCAGGCAGAUAGACAGAUUGGGGCUUCACAAUGCAUGAUGGAGCAUUAAGGUUAGAAUCAAGAGAGACCUUAGAAGCCACCCAGUCCAAUUCUCCACCCAACACGAGUUGUCCCUUCAAGCAGCUCGAGCCCCAUGUGAUGGCCCACUGAGGAGACAAAGAAGCAGAAGAGAAGCACCUUCUAGGGGAUGUGCUGGUAGGGGAGGUCAGCUCUACUUCCCUAUUACACUCCUUACCAUCAAAUACCUUUGUUACUUAUUUUUAAUACAGUCUAGUAGGGAGAGGAUGAAAGUUAUAGCUUUUCCCAGCCCUUUGGGGGAGAUUGGAGGGAAGGAUGGGGCUAUCUUAGAAAGUGUCUAUAUAUGAACAUGCAUGUGUAUGCAUGUGUGGCUGGGACAGAGCUUCAAGUCUGGAGCUCUUGUAUGUGUAUCUGAGACUUCUGUGAGGGAUCACCUCAUAAUCAACUCAUCCUGCAACUUAAGGACAUUUAUUUCAACAUUUGCUAAAUGAUUCACGUACUCAUAGUUAGAAGGAAGAGGAGAGGAGAGGAAAUGGUGAUGGGGAAAGCUUCACCCACCUAAAAGAAGCCUGUUUAGUUGCCUGACAAGUUUCAGAUUUUGAUGGUUUGGGGGCUGGGGUGGGGAGGGUGAGGAAGCAAGAAAUAAUGGACAUCCUGGGAACAGCAGAGAAUUUGACAGGAAAAGAAAGGACAUAUUAGGUACGUGGCAAACAGAAGUAGGAGAAUGUGAAAAGAUUCAUUUUAAGAGAGAGAAAAAAAGAAAAACCAAAUGCUUUGGUGAAUGAAUUGCUAGGUGGAGAGACUUAGAAAUUACUUUUUAGCUGGUUACUUCUCUUUCCUCUCAACAACUUAUAGGACCAGGCAGGCUGAACAAAGUAAGCAGGGGGCUGGUCAAGGAAGAACCUGGCCACUGAAAUUCUUUUGCACAUAUGAUGGGGUUGGGGAGGAAAUGAGGGAGACACAGAUCUAUUUAACACAAGUUUGCCGAAUGGAAACUGUCUGCGUGGGUGCAAAUAUGUAUGUGUGAAUAGGCUUUGAUUUUUUUUUUUGCACAACUAGAAUGAAAAAAAAGCAGCAAAGAAUACUGUUGUCAUGGUUCUGUUGAAACUUUUAUUUUUUAAAGAAAUGUUAUUAUUGUUGAUAUUGAUAUUUUGCUGGUACAGGAUUUUUUCUCCCUAUUUUUGUUGUUGAAAAAAAUUUACAAUUGCCUGAGAGAAAUAUAUGGUCUUUAAAAAAGAAAAGGGAGAAAAAAAGAUCACCAUAUCACAGCCUCCUUAUUUCUCUUGGGAGAUGGUAUUUUAAUUUGUAAAGAAGGAAUUUUUAGAAUUAUUGUAGUUGUUAUUUGUUUCUUUCUGGUCCUCUGAACAUCCAGUUUUUCCCUUUGUCCAGACAGCCUUGAGACCUGGAAUCAUGGGAAUCUCCAUGGCCAGAGUCCGUCUUAUGUUUUUUGUCACUUUUUCUUUCUAUUUGUUUCAUUUGGAUUCUCGGUGCUCAUGUGAUAUAGUAGAAAACUAAGGUAAAAGGCUGAGAGUGAGAGAUAAAAAGGACCCAUUCCAUCUUUUCAGCUGAGAAGCUCGGUCUUCCUCACAUUCCUUAUAAGCAUCCAAAGGGUCAAUGGAAAUUUGCAGCAUUUAGGGCUACGCCACUGGGGAAAGAGAAAAAUUAGACUGAAGGGGCAAUCCUCUCCCCUUGAAUUAUGAGGGGUUCUUUAUUGGAGGCUAGGAAAACCUCUGUUUCAGAGUUGACUCUCAUGGUCAUAGCUAUACCAUAAGGUAGAAACUUCAACCCUAAAAUCUCUGAUCAGAGAAUAGGGGGGAAGAGUUGAUCUCUUCUCCUUCCCUUCUUCAAUGUUAUCCUAAUCAAUCAACAAGCAUUUAAUAAGCACUUACUGUGGGCCAGUAGGACACAGUAGAUUUAGUUCCUGUUCUCAAAGAGCUCAUAGAACAGAGGAACUGUGAUUCUUUCCUCCCCCUGUCCCUACUUUAUGCUUUUCCUCCCUAUGACUUUUGAGCUCUGGUCGUUCAGAGGGUGACCUCGUCCCUCUGAGGGGUGAUUGCCUGCUCUCCCACCUCUUCCCUUUUGGGGGAAUUGAACAUAAAGGUAAAGAUGAAUCCUUAAGGAAGGAAGGGAGCCACUGUUAGCUAUUUCUGUCCAGGGACUGAAAGGUUACCAGAGCUGAUGUCCACAGAGAUUCAAUCUGCACCCGACCUCCAUGUGGGGGUCGUUCAAAUACCUGACAUGCUUUUGUGUUAGUCUCUAUGGCCUUCCCAAAGGAAAAAAGGUUUCUUUGCUUCCCUUUCCCUCAAAAGUGAUUUCGUGUAUACCUUCCUAGAGUCACAUGGGAAAGGGGGAAUGUACCUGUGCCCAGACUGGGAUUAAAAUUAAUCCCCAAACACCCACCCAGACUAUACUGAAAGCCCACUCUCUGUACCCUAUAGCCAAGGGGGUAGUUGGGAGCCACUGUCCCAGCCCCCAAAAGAGACAGCUUAGAACAAGGAAAUGAGGAGAAAUACAGGGGCCUGAAUUGAUUCAAUGCCAAAGAAAAUAAUUUAGGAAGAAUCUCCUACAGGCGGGAGUGGGGAGCAGUUUCAGUCAGUCUGUUCCCAGGCAGGGGAAGGAGAUGCUGGCUGGAAUCCCCCCUUACUCCUCACUCCUUCCCUGUCCCUUAGGUCGGCCACCCCCUCUGCCUGCAGCUCUGGAUGCCAAACUUCCUCUAAGUGAGCCAGAGGAAGCCAUGUCCUGCUGUGCCUGAGACCAGCUGCAUGCGUGGCUCAGUGCCUGGCAGCUUCUUCUCUGCCCCCUUCAUGGCCAUGCAUGUCUCCAAGGUCCCUCUCCUUCUUCAGCCCCAUGCACGAGAGGCAGCUUCUGCUUGGAUGUUUGUGGAAUCUCUAGGAUGCAUGCUCUUGUCUCUGCUUUUCCCCACAGAACUAGUCUCUUACCUUCCUUCCCUCCAUCAGAUCUGCCCAUCUGCCUCCCUCUCCCCUUCCUUCCUCUCUUCUCCUUCCCUCUCCCCCCCUCUUUGUCUCUCUGUCUC
Messenger RNA from Sarcophilus harrisii (Tasmanian devil), 11169 nucleotides. RefSeq names its product plexin A4 (gene PLXNA4). Gene Ontology annotation, cellular component: semaphorin receptor complex. NCBI's taxonomy places the organism in Eukaryota, Metazoa, Chordata, Mammalia, Dasyuromorphia, Dasyuridae. Gene Ontology annotation, biological process: semaphorin-plexin signaling pathway involved in axon guidance; negative regulation of cell adhesion; positive regulation of axonogenesis. Bases 869 to 6553 code for a protein of 1894 amino acids. The record is from RefSeq and is a predicted model, not a curated record. Gene Ontology annotation, molecular function: semaphorin receptor activity; protein binding. The transcript has 32 exons.